This is a messenger RNA of Acaulospora colombiana, 879 nucleotides long. Lineage: Eukaryota; Fungi; Glomeromycota; Glomeromycetes; Diversisporales; Acaulosporaceae. The record is from the annotation of a GenBank genome assembly.
CCUCGUUUGAUACCAUCUGCGGUCCCGUUACUCUCGCCAUUCGCUUGGUUAUGUCACCAAAAAUGGGAUUCUGCAACAGCAGUCACAAAGAUUCCCAGAACGACCCCAAUGUUGUUCCUGGGUGGGAAACAGGAUGAAAUCGUCCCACACGAACACAUGCAAAUGCUCUGGCAAAUCACAACUGAAAAGUGCAACCCGGACGGCACAGACAAAAAGGCCACCAAGUCUAUAGAGGCUGCUUCUACCAGUACGGGUGGAUGGUUCGCGCAAGCACUAGGAUUCGGGAGCACGUCCAGUGUACCACCAGCUACCACUGACAAGCCGCAAAAGCCUGAAGAAGAAGACCAUGUAGAUGAAGAGGACCCAGAUCUUAAGGAACAUUCGAGUUACGAAAUCAUAGGUGACAAGGAAGUCUUGGUAUCCAAGAGGACCAGAUAUCGAACAUGGAAGGAAUUUGAGGAUGGCAAACACAGUUAUAGAAAGAGACAUCUCCAUUCAAUAAAGCGCGCUACAUCAUCAAUAAAUCUAAACAACAACGCACACAACACAGGACAGCUGAUAGGACAACGCAUCCCCGUACAAUGGAGAGGGGCGAGGGGAAAGAAGAGGACAAGAGAAACCAAGUCUCGCUACAGGGAUAAGAGAUAUAAUGUGAAUGUGAUAACAAUCAACAGAAACAACUCCAAACCAAUAACAGAGAUACGGCCCUCUUGCUCCUCAAGUGCAAGAAUGAUUUUUUUGGGGGCUUUUGUCUAUUUUCGAAUAUUCGCGUCUGCUGGUGAUGCUGGCAAUGCUGGGCAAAUGUUGACGACCUUGAGAUGGAGCACGGCGAACGAGAAUGAAAGAUCACAUGCAGAGGACAUGAGAGGGCAUAAGUAG